This is a messenger RNA of Panicum hallii, 2766 nucleotides long. RefSeq names its product probable potassium transporter 16. The coding region runs from base 209 to 2635 and encodes 808 amino acids. Gene Ontology annotation, biological process: potassium ion transmembrane transport. Lineage: Eukaryota; Viridiplantae; Streptophyta; Magnoliopsida; Poales; Poaceae. The record is from RefSeq and is a predicted model, not a curated record. Gene Ontology annotation, molecular function: potassium ion transmembrane transporter activity. Gene Ontology annotation, cellular component: membrane. The transcript is spliced from 10 exons.
GAAGUGAACAGCACCCAGCUGAGAGACACUAGCUACACAGCAGAUCGAUGAGCUGCAGUGCGGAUGCUGCUGCGGCGCGCUUAUAUAAAAGGACGGCGUGAGGUGGCGGGGCCUUUUCGCGGUGGUUAGAAUAUAUAUAUAGCUGCGCGACGGCGGGGCACUUUCCCGUUCCCGGCCGGAGGAAAGGAAGACGCCUGCCGGACGGAAGAUGGCGCACUACCAUGCGAGUGCCGCCACCCGGGGCAGCAUGGAGAUCGUCCCCUACAGCGGCGAGCUGGACGUGGAGCUGCCGCCGGUGGACGUCAAGCGCCAGGACUCGCUCUACCGCGACGCCACCAUGCCAGCCCAUGCCGGACACCACGGACAGGAGAGCUGGGUUCGGACGCUACGGCUGGCAUUCCAGUGCGUGGGGAUCCUGUACGCCGACCUCGGCACGUCGCCGCUGUACGUGUACGCCAACACCUUCAAGAACGGGGUCGGCCACCCGGACGACGUCCUCGGCGUCCUCUCCAUCAUCAUCUACAGCUUCAUCCUCUUCACCAUGAUCAAGAUCGUCUUCAUCGCCCUCUACGCCAACGACGACGGCGACGGUGGCACGUUUGCGCUCUACUCGUUGAUCUCCCGGUACGCCAAGGUGUGCCUCAUCCCGAACCAGCAGGCCGAGGAUGAGCUCGUGUCAAGGUACAGGCAUCGCGCCAAGCCGUCGGCGACGCUGAGGAGAGCUCAGUGGAUGAAGAACCUGCUGGAGACGAGCAAGGCGGCAAAGAUCUCCCUCUUCUUCCUCACCAUCCUUGCGACAGCGCUGGCCAUCAGCGACUGCAUGCUAACUCCUCCGAUAUCCGUACUUGCAGCUGUCAACGGCCUGAAGUUGAGAGCACCUCAUCUGACAACAGAUCAAACGGUAUGGAUCACAGUGGGGAUUCUGGUGGUUUUCUUCUCGGUCCAGCGCUUUGGGACCGACAAAAUUGGUUACACAUUUGCACCGGUGGUUUUCGUGUGGCUGCUCCUUAUGGCAGCUAUUGGGAUCUAUAACAUGGUCAAGUAUGACAUUGGCACCUUGAAGGCUUUCAACGCAAAAUAUAUCAUCGACUAUUUCCGAAGGAACAAAAAGAAAGGAUGGGUCUCGUUGGGUGAAAUUCUCCUUUGCUUCACAGGCACAGAAGCUCUUUUUGCUGAUCUGGGAUACUUCAGCAUCAGAUCGAUCCAGCUGAGCUUCACCUUUGGCUUAUUACCUUCGGUGUUGCUAACAUAUAUUGGGCAAGCGGCAUAUCUGAGGAAACACACGGACAUGGCUGACAUAUCUAAUGUUUUCUUCAAUUCGAUCCCAAGCUCUUUGUUUUGGCCAACUUUUGUCCUAGCUCUGAUUGCAUCAGUCAUUGGAAGCCAAGCUAUGAUCUCGUGUGCCUUUGCAACCAUGUCUCAUUUACAAGCACUCAAUUGUUUUCCAAGGGUCAAGAUACUACAUACAUCAAGGCGUUAUUCAGGCCAGCUGUACAUCCCUGAAGUGAACAUCUUCCUUUGUAUUUCUGCUUGUGUUGUAACCAUAGGCUUCCGGACAACUGGUUUCAUAGCGAAAGCACAUGAAAUUUGUGUGGUCCUUGUGAUGGUCAUCACAACCCUAUUGAUGACAAUAGUGAUGCUCCUUGUGUGGAAGGUAAACAUUUGGUGGAUCGCCAUCUUCUUCAUUGUCUACAUAUCAACAGAGUCCAUCUACACAGCUGCAGUUCUAUAUAAGUUCACCCAUGGACCUUAUGUGCCACUGGCUAUGUCAGCUGUUCUCAUGUUAAUCAUGAUUGUCUGGCACUAUGUUCAUGUCAAACGGUACAAAUAUGAGCUUGAGCAUACUGUGUCACGCGAUGAGGUGAAAGAUCUACUUGAACGUAGGGACCUAAAGAGGGUCCCAGGACUAGGGCUUUUCUACACUGAGUUGGUUCAAGGCAUACCACCCAUAUUCCCUCACCUCAUCGAGAAGAUUCCUACCAUUCACUCAGUGAUUGUCUUCAUCACGGUGAAGCGUUUGCCAAUUCCCCAUGUUGAUGUCUCGGAGCGCUUCCUCUUUCGACAAGUGGAGCCCAAAGAGUUCAUGGUGUUCCGUUGUGUGGCAAGAUAUGGGUACCGCGACAAGCUCGAGAUGGCCAACGAUUUUGUUAAAGUCCUAGUUGAGUACCUCCAAUACUAUGUCAGGGACUUGAACCUCUAUGGAGUUGGUGAUGAGCCAUUGAAGAUUAUCUUCCAUAGUGCUCGUGUUGACAGCUUUACUUGGGAGAGGAAGCCCUCAGGACAUGUCAUCUAUGCUGAGGAGAUGCUUACACCAGCCCAAUCCUUCUCGGAGCUCACAAUGCAUCCAGUAUCCAUGAGCAGUAGAUUGGCACAUUUCCAGACAGGGAAAAUGAACCUAGAGGAGAUGUUGAAGAUUGAGGAAGAUCAAAAGAUCAUCCAACGAGAGGUGGAUAAUGGUGUUGUUUAUAUAAUUGGGGAGACUGAAGUAGUAGCCAAGCCUCACUCGAACUUGUUAAAGAAGAUUAUUGUGAACUACAUCUACAGUUUCCUGAGGAAAAAUUCAAGGAAUGGAGAGAAGAUGCUAUCCAUUCCAAGAGGCCAACUACUCAAGGCUGGGAUAACAUAUGAGAUCUAGGUCUCACAUGAGUUUAUAUAUUAACAAGAAUGAUGUAUUUUCCUUGCAUGCAUGCUGUUAAAUAUAUAUUUAACAAUUCAAUAUGUCUAAUACGAUGGUGUGAUGAUGUGAGCCAACAUUUAAGCAGCAAA